Molecule: messenger RNA, 1137 nt
Organism: Parathielavia appendiculata
Lineage: Eukaryota; Fungi; Ascomycota; Sordariomycetes; Sordariales; Chaetomiaceae
Exons: 2
Coding region: 1-1137 (378 amino acids)
Biological process (GO): carbohydrate metabolic process; peptide modification
Cellular component (GO): plasma membrane
Source: RefSeq, a predicted model, not a curated record
AUGAGCCAGCGACAUCUGGACGUCGAUUUGCCCCACCUGCUUAGCGUCGGCGACACCGAACGGUACCUCAAAGCCGCCCUCGAGGACAUCGUCACAAAUUAUCCGCCGCGCAGCAGAUACCCGCCCGAGACACUCCACGGACUAUGGAGCGGCCCAACCGGCGUGGCAUACCUGCUGCUGCAAGUAUCGGCACGCCGACCUGAGCUGAUCAUCAAGGGCCAGUCUGCCGAGCACUGGGCCCGCGCGUACAUUGCGCCCGGCUCUCGCGGCCACAACCUCCGUCUGGGAUCUCACGGAUGUGGCACCGGCGAUGAGAAGCUGGCGUACGAAGCGGUGCGCUGCGCCGUGUCCAGGGACCUCAGCGACGUCCCCCAGUUCAUGUCGUCCGUGUCGCAGAUCAUGGCCGUCGAGGACUACCCGGACGAGAUGCUCUACGGCCGCGCUGGCACGCUGUAUCUACUUCGCAUGGUCCGGCACUGGGUGCCCGGAAGUAACGACCUGGUCGACCCAGCCAUUUCCGAGAUUUCAAACACCAUCAUGAACCGGGGACCGCGGUGGAGGUGGCAUGGAAAACGCUAUCUGGGCGCGGUUCAUGGCGAUAUUGGGAUUGUCACACAGCUGGUGCUCACCUCGCCGGAACUGGCGUCGCGGCUGCAGCCCAUCGUGGAGAAGUUGUUAGGGGUGCAGCUUGAAGAUGGCAAUUGGCCUAGCUCGGAGGAGAGUGGCCCAAGCGGAAAGGGGCUGGUACAGUUUUGCCACGGUGCUACCGGCUUUGUGCUGUCGCUCUCGGCGCUGCGCCCUCACUUCCCAGGUUUGCAUGCCGAGUUCAAUGCCGCGGUCAAGAAGGGUAGGGAAUGCAUUUGGAGCCAGGGGCUGCUCAAAAAGGAGCCGUGUCUGUGCCAUGGGAUCUUUGGGAAUGCCUUGGCACUGGCCUCUGGCCCACAACGAGAUCACUUCCUCGCCGUUGCCACGCCGGAAAACGUUGCGCGCAUGAAGAGCUCGGAUCCUACGGUGUUUGAGCGGGCGGAUUAUGGUCGUUCGUACUCGUCAACGUCGAGUUAUGCACCCUCUGCCGUCUGGACUUGGCUGGUGCGACAGGAGGAAGAGCCCAAGAUGCUGGGAUACAGCGAUGUCUGA